AUGGGCGCCUCCAAGAAGCACCGGGAGCGCGGCGGGGCCGAGGGGAGCGAGGAGGCCCCGGGAGCGACCGGGACAGGCAGCGGCGGCAACGCGGGGCGGACCCGCGAGCACCGCAAGCACCGGCACCGCGGCGGGGAACGGCGCGGGAAGCGCAGCCGCUCCCGGGGGGAGCGCGGGGGCUCCGGGGGAGGCUCCGGUUCCUCCCGGCGCGGAGGGGCCGAGGAGCCCGGGAGGAGCGGCCAUGGCCGGGGCGGCUCCGAGAACGAGCGGAGAGCCAAGAGGGAGAGGAAGGAGGAGCGGGAGGACCCCGCUCCUCCGAAAUCCGCAGCAGCCGAAUCCUCCCUGAGCGUGGAAGAAACCAAUAAACUCCGGGCCAAGCUGGGGCUGAAACCUCUGGAAACAACCACGGUCAAGAAAGAGGCUGGCACCAAGGAGGACCCGGUGGCCGCCGAGGUGAUCAAUCCCCUGGCGCUGCGGCAGCGAGAGGAAAUCCGCGAAAAACUGGCGGCAGCCAAAGAGAAACGGCUGCUGAACCAAAAACUGGGGAAAGUGAAGACGCUGGGGGAGGAGGAGCCGUGGUUGGACGACGCGGCCGCGUGGAUCGAGCGCAGCCGAGCCCUGCAGAGGGAGAAAGAACUGGCGGAAAAAAGGGCCAAGCUGCUGGAGGAGAUGGAUCAGGAGUUCGGGGUCAGCCCCUUGGUGGAGGAGGAGUUCGAGCGGCGCCGCAGGGAGCGUUACAGCGCCCGGGACCUGCAGGGGCUCACGGUGGAGCACGACCCGGCCUCGAUCCCCGAGGGACAAACGCUGGUGCUGACCCUCAAGGACAGGGGUGUGCUGGAGGCCGGCGAGGACGUUCUGGAGCAGGUGGCCCUGGCGGCCGUGGCCAAGGCCCGCGAGGAGCAGGAGCAGCGGCGGCGGCGCCCGAACUACGACCCCUACGGCGACAGCGAGCCCGGGGCGGCGGUACGGCCGCGAUAUAUCGCGAUAGAGCCCGGGAACAGCCCCGUGCACUGCCCUAUAUCGUCCCGGGGCCGAGGCCGGAGGGACCCCGAGGAUGAGGAGGGGGCCGGGGGGGACCCCGAGAACGGCCCCAAAUCCCCCGAGGGGACCCCCCAGGCCCCCCUGCCCUCGGAUGACACCAGGACAGAGAACAUGGAGAUCAGCAGCGACGACGAGGCUGCUCCCCCCGGGACGCCCCCGGCCCUGGAGGAGGACGAGGCUGAGCUGGAGCUGCAGCAGCAGCUGGAGCGGGGGCGGCGCCUGAGGCAGCUGAGGGAGCUGCGGGAGGGGGCGGGGGACAAGGUGCUGGAGCUGCUCCGGGGGGGCCCCGGGGGGGUCCCGGAGGCGCGGGGGGGCGGGGGGGGAGGGGCGGGGGGCAGCAUCGUCUUCAACGCCACCUCGGAAUUCUGCCGGACCCUGGGGGAGAUCCCCACGUACGGGCUGGCCGGGAACCGCGAGGAGCACGACGAGAUCAUGGCGUUCCGGCAGCUCUCCCAUCGUUUCCACGGGAAGGGCUCGGGGAAGAUGAAGACGGAGAGGAGGAUGAAGAAACUGGACGAGGAGGCGCUGCUGAAGAAGAUGAGCUCCAGUGACACCCCCCUGGGCACGGUGGCGCUGCUGCAGGAGAAGCAGCGGGCGCAGAAAACGCCCUACAUUGUCCUGAGCGGCUCCGGCAAGAGCAUGAACGCGAACACCAUCACCAAGUGAGGGACACCUUGGGGACAUCUGGGGCCACCCUGGGACACCUUUGGGAC
Sturnus vulgaris (Common starling) is the source of this 1754-nucleotide messenger RNA. The record is from RefSeq and is a predicted model, not a curated record. NCBI's taxonomy places the organism in Eukaryota, Metazoa, Chordata, Aves, Passeriformes, Sturnidae.